AAUACGUAUUUUAUGUCAACAAUGACAGAUCACCUAUCUAAUCAGUAUUUCUUUAUUUAUCUUUACAUUUUUAUAAAUUAUAAUAUAUAAAUAAAUUUUCAAACUUAUCAAUUUGGUUUCUUAAUGAAAUUUUCCUAAUUGUAAUUACGAUUACCAAAACUUUUUUGUGAAUAAAAUGAUGAAAACGACGAACCUAGGCUCGGGAUCUCAUAGGCCCUUAUCAGGGCAGCUUUACAAAUACACAAAUGUAGUAAAAGGUUGGCAACAGAGAUGGUUCGCAGUUGAUCCUGAAACUGGUGUGCUGUCUUAUUAUCUUUAUGAUGGACCUGGAGAUACUAUACAACCUGGACAGCCUGCUAGAGGAGAGGCACAUUUGGCAGCAGCAGUAAUAUGCCCUAGUGAUGAAGACUCGCGCACAUUCACUAUCAAUUGUGCUUCUGGUGACAUGCUCAAGCUGAGAGCAACAGAUGCUAGAGCUAGGCAGGAGUGGGUCAAUGGACUUCGAGCAAUAGCUGAAAUACACACUAAAGCAAUGGGUGCUAAUCCGCCAUUACAACCAAGAGAACAGCUUGCUGUCCAUGAUGCUAUGGCGUCGGCCAGGCAACAACUUCAAGCCACUGAAUUAAGCGAUGCCGCUUUGGCGAGAUGUAUAGAGUCGUCGGAUUCACCCUUCCCGCACACAGAUCCCGACUUGUUGCUUUUGAAGGCAACAUCAGCGGCGAAUAUGCAGUGUCUCCUGCAAUGCUUGGGCAUCCUCCACCGACAGCAGCAGUACGCUACCGUCAGCGUGUCCAGCGGGAAGCAUUCCGAUACCGAGAUACAUUGAUCAUCACGUGUCUACGAGAUGUGACAUAGCUACAUAAUGUAGUAUACGCUAUAGGUUCACAACCGGGGCGAUAUCACCCCUCCCUCCUCCCAGUAGGUGGGCGCUACGUACAUUAUCAUCAUAUCAGCCUUUAACUGUCCACUACUGAACAUAAGCCUCCCCUUUGGAGGCUUUUGCCAGUAGUUGCCACGCUUGGUAGGCGGAUUGGCAACCGCAGUUCGGCUUUAGAGAUGUUUUAAGAGGGAUGCUGCUGCCCGUCCCUUAGUCGCCUCCUACGACACACACGUGAUAGCAAGGAGUGGCCUAUUCUAUGCCGGGACCACAUAUGGUCCCGGCAUAGAAUAGGCAUAUACGCUACCUACAAUAUAUCAUAUAAAUUACUAAACCCUAUAAGGAAGUAGGGAAACUGAACAUUUUCAAAAAAUUAAACAUGGAUCGUUAAAAGCAAAAAAAUUGUAGUAUGCGUCCAGUUGUCAAGUUAGUAUAGGAGACUGAAAGAUGUUGUUUUUGAAGUUUUGAUUCAUAAAAUGUCUGUCCUAAUUUAUUUUAUAGUACGGGUAGGUUUUUAGUUUUAUGUAUCGCUGAUGACUUCAACUUUAUCCUUUAUAUCCAAUAUCUUUAUUCCAUAAGACCUUCCAGAGACAACUUUUAUUAACUAUUUUUUCAAUGUUAUUUUUUUUUUCUAUUUUCGCCUUUUAAUUCCAAAAGUAUCACACUGAACUGUGAGUUAUGGUCAAUAGCAAAGUUUAUCCUUAUUAUAAAAUGGAAUUUCCAGUAAUCUAACUUCGAAUUGACUUACUUUCUGUAGACAUGAGCAUCUGCAGAGAUUGUUUGAUAUUUUUUUUAUAUGCUCUAUUGUCGACUAUCCAGCAGCAAUGUAUUUGUUGAUUUUACGAACUUUAAUUUUGAGGGAACACUUUUUUUUUUUAUUCUUUUGUAUGAACUGUAUAUGUGGCAGUAUUCUCCAUGUAAAAAUGUAUAUUUUAUAAAUAUUUUUUUAUGUUUAAUGGACUCGGCUACUUCCUACACGUGGCCUCUUAAUGUAUGUAUUCUUGCUGAUUAUUUCUCUUAUUGCAGUAAAAAAUAGUCCUUAUUGAAAUAAGCAAUACGUAAGUACCUGUACUGUUUUAUAGAUUGAAUUACGUUUUAGGUCAAGAGCAUGUCGGAUAUGCACGAUGUAGUUACGUAGACAUUUUGUCUCUCUGAGAAUUAUCCCUUUACUGAAAAUGGCGAACAAAUUGAUGUCACAUCGUAUGGAAGAGCAUACCAAUAGACAAAAGUGAUUUUAUUAUUAUUAUAUUAAGACUUGUAAUCAGCAACGAGACAAGUGUAUUUUUUAUUUCAGUCUUCAAAUAUUUAUGUGUUAAGGUUCUUAAAUAAUGUUCGGUAAAUUUAUCUUAGCCCUAUAUUAUUUAUAAAUUUUAUACCGCAGAUUUGACAUCGGCAGUGUACCAUACUGCCGAAAUUUUUUUUUGUUUUGUUUUUUAUUAGAUUCGAAAUUUAAAACAGUUUAAUCAAUUGUAUACUGACCUUCUGUAGAUAGAAUUAAACCGUGGCCCUAUAGAAAAAUAUAUUGAUAUUUACAAUUUCA
This is a messenger RNA of Galleria mellonella (greater wax moth), 2417 nucleotides long. RefSeq names its product oxysterol-binding protein-related protein 11. The transcript is spliced from 5 exons. The record is from RefSeq and is a predicted model, not a curated record. Bases 176 to 826 code for a protein of 216 amino acids. NCBI's taxonomy places the organism in Eukaryota, Metazoa, Arthropoda, Insecta, Lepidoptera, Pyralidae.